AUGCACAACUAUUUUAUGUCGGUAACUGAACGUGAAGUUAUCAACGGAAUUCUUAACGUUAAGAACACAAAAAAUCAUUGUCUCGCUUACGUUCGGUACAUCAACAAUAUAAACCUUCAGAACCUAAAGAAAGCCGGCAACUUCGUGGACAUUCUUAACAGGAGCUUAGAUGCAGAAGCUUCCAAACUAUUGGCUGAUCUAAGAGAUGUGAGGCUACCAGAGAAAAUUGAAACAACAAACAUACAGAAGUAUACUGUUGAAUGGAUUGGUCGCGUUGGACUUGACACGGAAACUCAUGGAGAAUAUCUCAACCACUUUAUAUCACACUUCUACAAAAAUAUUAUCAAGCUAGUUGACAGAGCAAUGCGUAAGGAUGACAGUAGUGCUCAAGGCCAAAUUGUUACGGAGAUCCUACAACAUUUACAUGCGUGCAAUAACUCUGUUAAAGUAUUCCACGGCAGAGAAGAUGAUCUUAUAUUUAUUGCGAAUUACAUGAAGAACGACUCCGACAAACCCCUUGUUCUGUAUGGAGAAG
Molecule: messenger RNA, 535 nt
Organism: Parnassius apollo (apollo)
Lineage: Eukaryota; Metazoa; Arthropoda; Insecta; Lepidoptera; Papilionidae
Source: the annotation of a GenBank genome assembly